This is a messenger RNA of Lycium barbarum (goji berry), 1272 nucleotides long. RefSeq lists its product as uncharacterized. NCBI's taxonomy places the organism in Eukaryota, Viridiplantae, Streptophyta, Magnoliopsida, Solanales, Solanaceae. The record is from RefSeq and is a predicted model, not a curated record. Bases 268 to 990 code for a protein of 240 amino acids. The transcript has a single exon.
CGUGUACUAGCUCAAUUAUGAGAAUAGGUGAGUCCGUUACAUAACAAAAUCUUAAAUAUGCCCCUAUAUCGAAGCACAUAUAUAUAGUGCUAUUCAAUCACUCCAAUGGAAAUUAAACCCCCACUCUCUCGUCUUCUUCCCAUAUUGAUUUAACUUCCUCUUAAAUAAAUGGAGGAAAAUUAAAUUAUUGAAUAGCUUCCAUGGAUGAAAAUUCAACCAAAAUAAAUAAAUGCCAUUCUCACUAAACCACUUCAGAGUGAUAGCACUAUGGCUUCCCAUCCUCUAAUUUCCACCAUUGUUGCUCUCUACACUAUAAUUCUCCUCUACUUCCCCGCAAUUGCUGCUUCUCCAUUAAUCAUUUCCACUUCUGUUCUAUUACUUUCCCUUCUCAGACUCGGUGCAGCUCAAAGAAUUUCCCAAGAGAAUAAAAAACCCGAACCCCAGGUCCCAUCAUUACACGUUACGCCUGAUUUUGCUAACCAUGACGAUUGCACCAACUUUGAAAACGAUCCGGGUCCACAACCCGUACUGGAUCCAGUUCCUAUAGGGUUUCAUGACGACUGCUUGGUUGUGGAGUCCAAUAGUGAAAAGGAUUCGGUAUUUGAGCCGGAAGAGAGACCGUUUUAUGGGGAGUGCUUUGUGGAGUGGAAUGUAAGGGCGCCAUUGGAAGUGAUAUACGAAGCGUACGAAGAAGAAGAAGAAGAAGAUGAGGGUACAGAGGAGAAGAGAAAGGAAGCAUUUGGGGUUAUUGAGAGAUACGCUUCGUUGUCUAUGUACUACCCGGAAACUGAUACCGAUACGGAUACUUCGUCGGAUGAUGGGGGUUCACCGAUCAUCGGAAACUGGGAUGAUUCGCCGGAGAAUGUGUGUUUCCGAUGGGAAGAUGAAGAUAAAGAAGAGUUGAUAGAGAUUGAAUUGGAUUCCAAGAGAAAUAGCGAAGUUGAGGAAGAGAAUUUGAUCGAAAUUGAUCUAAGUUUUUCGGCGAGAUGAUUCGUCUACGCGCGCAAGCUGGUUCGGACACGAUGGAUAAAGAAAGACAAGUGUGGGUUUUACACGUAGUUAACUGUAAUUAACUAAUUUUAACGAUAUAAAAGAGGCUUUUGGGGGGUUUUCAUUUGUUUUCUUCAAGGGGGUUUCCCAUUUUGGGAAAAUGACUAAAAAGAGUUUAGUGUGUGGUUUUGCGUCAUUAAGUGUGUAUUAAGCCCUUAACUAAUGAUUUGUUGAUGUGUUAAAUGACCAAAAAAACCUAUAAGAGUUUUAUUUUAUCGUGAA